AUCACCGUUCUCUUUAUAAUCUCUUGGGAAGGAUUACUGGCAAAAUACAUAAAUACAUUAACACCGAUAUAUAUGUAUUUAUGUAUUUUGCCAAUCCUCAGCACUGAAUUUUAGGGUGAUCAAAACCCUAUUUGCUAGGUUUAUAAAGUCAAAAAAACAGUUGCGGAACACCUCAUUAUUCCCAGAGCUUGUCAAGUUGAUUAAAAGUGCGUUUUUCAGCACGGCGGUGAGCGGAUUAAUCGUGUACCGGCCAAUAAAGAUGCCUUACGGCGCCCCCCUCCCCCUUCCACAUUCUUCCCGACCCUCUUCGCACUCAUUCCUCAAAAACCUCCAAUACGCUGUAAAAUCAAAGUAUGAGCCUCCCCUGCUCACACACAACGCACCCACACACACACACACACACACACACGGGGAGCACAGCGCUGAGAGACAUCUCGCGCCUCUCCGAAGGAUCUUAUUAUUUUUUUUUUCUAAAAUUAUACAUUUAGAGGCUCCACGUAGACAUGAUGCCAUAAUGUCAACUAUUAAACUUCUUAUUUAUUUUUAAACAUUUUUUUUCCACUUUUCACAACUUGUGCGUCUGGUCAUUUAGGAUUUUGGACAUAACCGAGAUGGAACAAGGGCACGAGAGGAGGCAAUGGACAUCAGCGUGGUCAGCUUUUCGCCUGCUUAUGUGUGUGUGCGCGUUGGACCGGGUGCUCGCCCAGAUUCGGUACUCGGUUCUGGAGGAGCGCGAGCACGGCGCAUUUGUCGGUAACAUUGCCGAGGACUUGGGCUUGGAUGUCUCCAGGUUGUCUGCCAGGCGAUUCCGCAUAGUGUCCGGAGCUAGGAAACAAUAUUUAGAGGUCAAUUUGGAAAACGGGAUUUUGUUUGUGAACGAGAAGAUUGAUCGAGAGGAGUUAUGCGAACAGAGUCCGGUUUGUUUCUUGCACUUGCAGGUGGUCAUUGAAAACCCACUGGAACUGUACCGAGUGGAAGUUGAGAUCUUAGACGUUAACGACAACGCUCCGAGUUUUCCGUGGAGCGAGUUCAAUCUAGAGGUUACCGAGUCUGCAGCGCCGGGCUCACGGUUCCCACUCGAGAGCGCACAAGACCUAGACGCGGGAUCCAACUCACUCCGCUCGUACCUGCUGAGUGCUAACCAACACUUUGUACUGGACGUGCAGACGCGCAACGACGGGAGCAAGUUCGCAGAACUCGUGCUGGAGUCUCCCUUAGACCGAGAGAAGCAGAAAAUGCACGAAAUGGUCCUAACCGCCGUGGACGGCGGCUCUCCGCUGCGCUCUGGCACUGCUCAGAUCAUGGUUACAGUACUGGAUGCGAACGAUAAUGUCCCUGUAUUCGACAGAUCUGUUUACCGGGUGAGCCUGGUGGAGAACGCACCGAGAGGAACGCUAGUGCUCAAGCUCAACGCCACGGAUCUGGACGAAGGCUCGAACGGCGAGAUCGUCUAUUCAUUCAGCGGUCACGCGCCCUUGAAAGUGCGCGAGCUGUUCAGCAUAGAUUCUUAUUCGGGUGAAAUUCGGGUGAAGGGGAUUGUAGAUUACGAAAAAGCCAGCGUCUACGAGCUCUAUGUGCAGGCUAAAGACAAAGGUCCCUCUGCUGUGGCCGUGCACUGUAAAGUACUUGUCGAUAUAUUGGACGUGAACGACAACGCGCCAGAGGUCAUCCUGACCUCUGUCUCCACACCUGUUCAGGAAGACGCGCCUCCGGGGACCGUGAUAGCCGUGAUCAGUGUCAUGGAUCGUGACUCCGGAGAAAACGGAGCAGUGGACUGUCAGAUCCCCAGCCACGUCCCUUUUAGGCUUCACUCGUCCUUUAAAAACUAUUACACUCUGGCGACUAGCGAAUUUCUGGACAGAGAGUUGGUAGCCGAAUACAACAUCACUCUCACGGCGCGAGAUUUAGGCUCGCCACCGCUCUCCACCGGGAAAACUAUUCAUGUUCUUGUGUCGGACGUUAAUGACAAUCCUCCGCGCUUCCUUCAGCCGUCCUACACCGUCUAUGUGACCGAGAAUAACGCACCGGGCGCUUCCAUUUGCUCUGUGAGCGCAGUCGAUCCGGACUCUAACCAGAACGCCUAUCUAUCCUACUCUAUCCUGGAGGGUCAAAUAAGGGGCAUGCCGGUGUCCACGUAUGUUUCUAUUAACUCGGACAAUGGCAACAUUUACGCUCUUCGCUCCUUCGACUACGAGCAGCUCCGCAACUUUCAGAUCCGAGUUCAGGCGCGGGACGCCGGUUUCCCGCCGCUGAGCGGAAACGUGACUGUAAGCGUGUUUGUUUUGGACCAGAACGACAACGCACCACUAGUCAUUUCCCCGCUGCCGAAGAACGGCACGGCGGCUGCUGAGACCGUGCCGAGGUCGGCGGACGCAGGCUACCUCGUAGCAAAAAUUACAGCGCUGGACGCAGACGCCGGGCAAAACUCUCGUCUCUCGUACCAAGUGCUGCACGCCACGGACCCGGGGCUGUUCAGCAUCGCGCUUUACACGGGUGAAAUUCGGACCAUCCGCCGCUUCGUAGACAAAGACGCCACAAGACACAGACUCGUUAUACUGGUCAAGGACAAUGGGCAGCCCUCUCUUUCGGCCACCGUAUCUCUCAUUCUGACACUAGUGGACGGAGUGCCGGAGUCGCUGUCAGACCUCGAUGACCAUGCUAUCAGCCGCCGAGCGCCUUCUAACCUCGCCUUCUAUCUGAUCAUCUCAUUGAGCGUGGUAUCGCUCGUCUUCCUAGUAGCCAUCAUCGUACUGGCAGCGCUGAAGUGCUACAAAGACCGGGACUGUCCUGGAGAUUUCGGUCUGUCCUCUAUCGGUGCUGCGUGCUGCACACUCGAAUCCGAGCCGCCCGCCGAAGCAUGCAAAAAGUCCAACCUGAAUCUGCAGAUUUCCACCGGGACGAAAGUGCCUACGAACUGUGUGGAGAGCAGCACCGGAACCACGGCUCAGAACUACUGCUACAAGGUGUGCCUGACACCCGAAUCAGCCAAAAGUGACUUCAUGUUCAUGAAAUCGUACAGUCUGAACACGCCGAGAAAUAACGCGGAGGCUGAAAAGAUGGCGCGGAGCUCACAGAGCCGCGGUUCGGCGAAUAACGGAGCGACAACUCCUAACGAGUUAAAACAAGACAAUACUAACUGGGCUCUUACCAAGAACCAAACAUCAACUUUGAAAAGUUAUAACUCAAUCAAUAUGGAUGGCACGCUCAUGAAGAAGGUCAUGCAGACUGAUUCUGAGAACUAUGUAAGUCCAGUGGCUGCAGGACAGUACUGGACAUGGGGAACACGAAUGAGAGAGUGCAAAAUGUCUUCCCCUGCAACCGGCCUCCAUGAGCGGGCAUGGACACCCCGCUACACCCCCACAAAAACUCCCCAACAGCAGCAGCCUUCAGGUCAAACACAUAGUCAUCCUCCACCUGACUACCAACACAAUGUCUACAUCCCUGGGACUCCAUCUGCCCUCUGUACCCUGCGGCCCAGUAACCGCAGUGAGCUUGAUGUCCACAACACCUUCUCCACCUUUGGCAAGAAACGCAAGUUCAUCUCCCCCAGCAGUUAUGACCCAAGGGAUGAAACAGGUACUGAGGUGAUCAAUAAUGACCUGUAUAAUGAAUAGUGAAAAAGAGUGGCGAGAGACUGCAUCAGUGUGCGAGAUGGUGGACAGAACAUGUUGAGGGGAAGCAAAUAUGCUGAAAAGAAAAAGCAGUGAAUCAACCAAAGCAGAGCCGAGCCUAUUUAGCCAAUCCAUACUGCUCUAAUUUUAAUUCAUGUUUCUGAUCAGGGUGGUAUGCUUCCCAUGACCCACUUUGCUCUUAGGUACACUUUCUGGUUUACGUCUGUCAUGUCUGUAUGUUUGUGAAACAUAAAGCAUAAUCCAGAAGAAAGCAGAAGAAAGCUUGACUCCAGCAGGGGUUGGAAGUACUGGCUUAUUAUCAGAGAUUAACAUCCCAUCGGUUAAGGCCAUCUAAAUGAACCUGAAUAUAGUAUAGUAAAUUAAAAAGGUGGGAGGUCUGGUUACCAUUUGUACAGUGUUUCACAUAUUUAUGUCUGUUUUCUUUGGGUUCUCCAGUUUUCUUGCAGAAACAUGACGGCAGGUGAAUUGCCUACUCCAAGAUUUAAAAAUGCCUCUAGAAACAAUCCUAUGUGUAAAGGAAUGUAAAAGCUCCAGAUCUACUGUGAUCCUGGCCAGAGUAAAGUGGUUACCCUGGGUAAGGAUGAAUGAAUAAAUGAAAUUAAUUUAUUAUACAUCAUGAGGAUAGUGAACAGACUAAUUGUGUGGCUUGGACUGAUUAUAUUCUUAGAAAAAAAAACACUUUAAAGAUUAUUUAAAGGUUCUAUGCAGAACCUUACAACCAAGUCUUUCCAAUCAGAAAGUGGUCCAAGCAGAACUAAUGGAAGCUAAGAACCUUUGAAGAGCUCUAGAAAGUAUCCUUGAUUAACUCAUAAGGGGUCUUUUUUCUAUUCUUCUGUGUGAAUCAUGGGCUGAGUAACCACUUACUACUGUUUUGUUUGGACAACUUGUUCAAAGGUAUGAAGGUCAAAUAUAACAAACAUCAACAGUGACAUUGUGCUCAGAUUUUCCAUGCCAUUAUUAUUAUUAUUGUUGUGCUACAAUUUUUGACAAUCAUAUUAGGUAAACUGUGAGCAUUACAUACCCUUUGGCCACAGUGUGAAUUUUCUGUGUUAGCAGAAACAUCAGGCCAUAGCCUUGCAUUGAUUGCUUGCUCAGUUAAAGAGGUGAAUCAGUCUAACAUGGUUAUUGUUCAGUGAACAACAUGUACAAUACUAAUAUGUAUGCAAACUGUGUAACUGAAUCGCGGCAUAUCACUGUAUAAAUUCUGAUAAUAAAGUAUUUUUUCUAAUAGACAAUGUCUAUUAUAAAUUAUACACAUUAUCAUUUGUAUUAUGUAUUUUUCUAAGAAAUAACAUGGGUUGCUGUGAGAAGGUUCUUUAUGACGUCUGAUAUACGUACCAUUAAAAAAAAACAACUUAAUUUUCCAGUGUUAGUACAUCUUUGAGUUUUUUUUGUGUUCGGAUGACAAAGACAUUUUGAACAGUUUUAAUGUUACUGAUUUUUUUCUUGCACUUUCUUUUCUAACUAUAAUUCUAAUUUAUUUCUAUUUAAUGAUGUUUUAAUUAUGUCAACUCAUCUUAUUUUACAGUGCAAAAGAAAUGAGAAGUGACAAUUUAAUUGACAACUUAGACACCUUAAUAUGAAAAGGCCUGUCAAAACUCCUGGGAUGAGAUUUUGGUAUCUAAUUUUAUGUUUCUAGGUGAAUAGAGGGUUAAAUGGAGUAACACCAGCAGAAAAACAAGUUUUAUUAUGUAAUAUUUCAUACAGUUGCGGAUUCAAAUAAUGAAGGAGGAAUAUAACAUUGGAGGCAUUGUAGGGGGCUAAUCACUCCUCUAAAAGAUGCAUUUUUGUUUCAGUCAAAUGAUGUGUAUAGAUUGAUUGUUAAUGCAGUUGAUUUAUGCAGGAACGUCACCAUGCUGUUCCACAAGAAAAUAAAAACAAAAAGAAUGAGAAAUGAGCUAAAAUUCUGGAAACGUAUCUUUUGCAGCAUUAUAUCUCCAUCCUUAAUAUUAGGAAAAGGUGCCCAUAGAU
Messenger RNA from Ictalurus furcatus (blue catfish), 5603 nucleotides. RefSeq lists its product as uncharacterized. The transcript has 4 exons. Gene Ontology annotation, cellular component: plasma membrane. Lineage: Eukaryota; Metazoa; Chordata; Actinopteri; Siluriformes; Ictaluridae. The record is from RefSeq and is a predicted model, not a curated record. Bases 612 to 3614 code for a protein of 1000 amino acids. Gene Ontology annotation, molecular function: calcium ion binding. Gene Ontology annotation, biological process: homophilic cell-cell adhesion.